AUGAAAAAGAAUAAAAUGAAAUAUUCACUUGCUUUAUUGACACUUGUCAGCUUAGCAAUCUCGUUUCCUUUAAUCAACCUCCUCCCAAACUGGAUUAGUUUACCCCAGCAAGCAAUUCUUGGCUACCACAACAGCGACGAACAUCAUUAUGAUAAAACAAGAUUGAUUAAAUUGGGCCCAGAUGAGUUUUGUCUUGUUUCAGAAAGCGAUAAACUCAAUUUGAGAAGGAGAAACAAGAACUUUAUUGAUGUUACUGCGCAGAUUCCAGUUGAAUCUGCUAUUGAACAAGGUUUAAUCUCACGUCCCACAAUUUCCUUAUGGCAAAAGUUCUUUCUUAUGGGAGCAAAGCAAAUCAAGACAUUAAAGAAACCCAUUCCUGUUUACAAUUAUCCGCAAAGUGUUGAGCAUCUUGAUGCUGUAAAGAGUUUAUUCAAAGAGAUUGAUGUUGAUCUUAUGACCAAAAAACUUACCAAAUUCACGUCAUUCUUUACCAGAUAUUAUAAAACAGAAAGUGGUGCUGAAAGUGCCCAAUGGCUUUACAACCAGCUUGAGAAGUUGGUUGAGUCUCACGACGAGAUAAAGAUUACCAAGAUUCACCACGAUGGGUGGGAUCAGUUUUCAAUAAUACUUUCUAUUCCAGGACACGUUGACGAUAAAGUUGUUGUUGGUGCACACCAAGACUCAGCUAACUUGAUCUUGCCAAAUAUUAUGAGAGCUCCAGGUGCUGAUGAUGAUGGUUCUGGCACCAUCACCACUUUGGAAUCGCUCAGAUUAAUUUUACAAGCCUACAAAGAUGGUAGUUUCAAACCUUAUAACACUUUGGAAUUCCAUUGGUAUUCAGCCGAAGAAGGCGGCCUCUUGGGGUCAAUUGAUGUUUUUUCCAGAUAUUCAAAUGCUUCUGAAGUUGUUGUGGGAAUGUUACAACAAGACAUGACUGGUUAUACACAAGGUAGUAUAGAUGCUGGUGUCGAGCCCCACUUUGGACUCAUUGCUGACUACACGAGUGUUGAGUUGAAUAAGUUCUUGAAGCUUAUCAUUAGUACAUACAAUUCGAUUCCAUACCAUGAAAGUUCUUGUGGUUAUGCAUGUUCAGAUCAUGCGAGUGCAAUUGAGAAUGGUUACCCAUCUGCAUUCCUCAUUGAAAGUGAAAUGAAAUACUCCAACAAGUUCAUCCACUCUACCAUGGACACAAUUGAUAGAUUGGACUGGGACCACAUUACGGAACAUGUCAAGUUGACUAUUGCUUAUGCGUAUGAGUUGAGCUUGGCUAAAAACUUGCACUAA
This is a messenger RNA of Lodderomyces elongisporus, 1284 nucleotides long. It is a transcript of the gene LAP1, whose product is annotated as putative aminopeptidase. The record is from RefSeq and is a predicted model, not a curated record. Gene Ontology annotation, biological process: proteolysis. The coding region runs from base 1 to 1284 and encodes 427 amino acids. The transcript has 2 exons. Lineage: Eukaryota; Fungi; Ascomycota; Pichiomycetes; Serinales; Debaryomycetaceae. Gene Ontology annotation, molecular function: metalloexopeptidase activity.